CCCACCCACAGAACAUCAACACCUUCCUGUCCAUGCCCCUCACCCCCGACGACAAGCCCCAGACACACCCACAGCUCUACCCUCAGGACCAUCUGCAGUCAGAGCCUCAGCUCCAGGUUCAGGACCAGGCCCAGCUGGUCGACCCCUGGCCACAGCACCAGGCCCAGGACCAGGCCCAGCUGGUCGACCCCUGGCUACAGCACCAGGCCCUGGACCGCUGCCAGCUCCAGGCACAACACACCCAGCCUCUGACCCACAGUCACAGCACUUCCUGCACCCUCAUCUCCUCCAAGACAG
Molecule: messenger RNA, 297 nt
Organism: Coregonus clupeaformis (lake whitefish)
Lineage: Eukaryota; Metazoa; Chordata; Actinopteri; Salmoniformes; Salmonidae
Product: mediator of RNA polymerase II transcription subunit 15-like
Exons: 2
Source: RefSeq, a predicted model, not a curated record